Messenger RNA from Mercenaria mercenaria, 777 nucleotides. RefSeq lists its product as uncharacterized. Lineage: Eukaryota; Metazoa; Mollusca; Bivalvia; Venerida; Veneridae. The record is from RefSeq and is a predicted model, not a curated record. The coding region runs from base 1 to 777 and encodes 258 amino acids. The transcript has a single exon.
AUGCUUAUACUUACAUGUGGUAGUGAAAUAAACAACGCCAACGCAUUUAUUACUAUUGAUUCGUCUCUGCCACCAAAGUGUGAGUUACAGGACUUUUGGAAUGUAGAAUCUAUUGGAAUUAUAGAUAAACAAUCGAAGACCGAUGGCACACUUGCUAUGGAACAGUUUACAGAAAAGCUGAAAUAUGAAGAAAAGAGAUACCAAGUAACUUGGCCGUGGAAAAGUGAAAUUCCUGAUCUACCUAUAAAUAGAGAACUGGCAUUAUGUAGAUUGAUAUCCACGGUAAACCGAAUGAAAAACAAACCGGAUAUCAUGAAAAAGUGCAACGACGUGGUUCAAUAUCAGUUGAAGAAAGGUGUCAUAGAAAAGGUCGGCACAAAUGAACCAGACGGUAUUAUACAUUAUCUCCCUCACCACGGCGUUAUAACACCGCAAAAGUCAACCACUAAACUGAGAUUAGUAUACGAUGCCUCCUCAAAAACUAGGAAAGAAAACCUGAGACUCAAUGACUGUCUAUAUAGAGGUCCUGUGAUGAUACAUGAUCUGUGUGGGAUAUUAAUGCGAUUUCGGAUGUAUUCCAUUACGAUGGUUGCCGACAUUGAGAAGGCUUUCCUCCAAAUAGGCCUACAAAGAGAUCAGCGAGAUGUGACCAGGUUUAUGUGGUUAAAAGAGACUGAAAACCCUACACUUGAAGCUAGUAACAUUAAAGAAUACAGAUUCUGUCGAGUACCGUUCGGUAUAGUUUCUAGUCCCUUUUCUUCUAGGUGCGACAAUUGA